This is a messenger RNA of Tarenaya hassleriana, 784 nucleotides long. Its product is annotated as thioredoxin H9. The transcript is spliced from 6 exons. Bases 173 to 595 code for a protein of 140 amino acids. The record is from RefSeq and is a predicted model, not a curated record. NCBI's taxonomy places the organism in Eukaryota, Viridiplantae, Streptophyta, Magnoliopsida, Brassicales, Cleomaceae.
ACGAAUCUGGGAGGAAAGUGAACGCGACGCGGUCAUCUUGAGAGUUUCCUCAGCCUCUGCGUCAAAUUGGUUCUUCUCUCUCGACGACGACGACGACGUUCCCUCUUCCCUCCCUCCGAAGGCUUCUCCGGCGCAAGGCCUUUUUGGCAAUUUCAAUUCCCAGACCUCUGGCAUGGGGAACUGCGUAGUUAAGAACCAAAAAGAUGAUGAUGCAGACAACCACGUCGAGUUUUCCGGUGGGAACGUUCAUUUAAUAACAACAAAAGAGAGCUGGGAUCAGAAAAUGGCAGAAGCUGGUCGUGAUGGCAAAAUAGUGGUUGCAAACUUCAGCGCGACAUGGUGUGGUCCAUGUAGAAUGGUGGCACCCUUUUACAUCGAGUUGUCAGAGAAAUACACUUCUCUGAUUUUCCUUCUAGUAGAUGUUGAUGAGCUCAGUGAUAUCAGCUCGUCGUGGGAUAUAAAGGCAACACCGACCUUCUUCUUCCUGAAGAAUGGGCAGCAGAUAGGCAAGCUUGUCGGAGCAAACAAGCCAGAGCUACAGAAGAAAAUAACGGCUAUCAUUGAUUCUGUGGCUCCGUCUCCGCAGCCACAGUGACCAUUUAAGACAGGCGAGUUGGCCGCCAUUAAUACCAUACCACUUUUCUGUGUCGUGUUUUGUGUGGUUGCUUUUGUUUUAAGGUUCUUGGCUCUGUAAGUUAUGUCUUGUCAUCUUAUUGUCCAUGUACAGAACAUGGGUGACAUUUUCAAUCCACGGUUGAUAUAAAGGAAGUCCUUUUCUUUGGUA